GCGUGGGUGUGUCUGUGAUUGUGGCCAGGCAGGGCACCCUGCAAGGGAGAGGAGGACUUGCAAGUGGAAUGCGACCCCCCAGCCUCUUUCCUCUAGGGGCUGUAAUCUGAUCCCUGGGGACUCCCCCCAGCCUCCCUCCCUAUAGCUCUCGCUGCAGCUCCUUCUCUUCCAGAUCCCGGGGCAGAGUCCAGGGUGGCUCAAGGCUCCUCCACACACGCCCGCUGAACCCUGAGCUCCCUGAGCUGCAGGGAUGGGGCGGGCUGAGGCCGCCGCCAUGAUCCCAGGCCUGGCUCUGCUCUGGGUGGCAGUGCUGGGGGGUGCUGCCCCCAGCACGCCACGCCUUCGCCUCUCCUUCCAAGAGCUCCAGGCCCAGCACGGUCUCCGGACCUUCAGGCUGGAGAGGACCUGCUGCUACGAAGCUUUGCUGCUGGAUGAGGAGCGUGGGCGCCUGUUUGUGGGCGCUGAGAACCAUGUGGCCUCCCUCAGCCUGGACAACAUUAGCAAGCGGGCCAAGAAGCUGGCCUGGCCGGCCCCUGUGGAAUGGCGAGAGGAGUGCAACUGGGCAGGGAAGGACAUUGGCACUGAGUGCAUGAACUUCGUGAAGUUGCUGCAUGCCUACAACCGCACCCACUUGCUGGCCUGUGGCACAGGGGCCUUCCACCCAACCUGUGCAUUUGUGGAGGUGGGCCAGCGGCUGGAGGAGCCCAUGCUCCGGCUGGACCUUCGAAGGCUAGAGGAUGGCAAGGGCAAGAGUCCUUAUGACCCCAGGCAUCGGGCUGCCUCCGUGCUGGUGGGGGAAGAGUUGUACUCGGGAGUAGCCGCAGACCUCAUGGGCCGGGACUUUACCAUCUUCCGCAGCUUGGGUCGGCGUCCAAGUCUCCGAACGGAACCGCACGAUUCCCGCUGGCUCAACGAGCCCAAGUUCGUCAAGGUCUUUUGGAUCCCGGAGAGUGAGAACCCGGACGACGACAAGAUCUACUUCUUCUUCCGUGAGUCGGCAGUGGAGGCCACGCCGGCCCUGGGACGCCUGUCUGUGUCCCGCGUUGGCCAGAUCUGCAGGAACGACGUGGGUGGCCAGCGCAGCCUGGUCAACAAGUGGACUACGUUCCUGAAGGCGCGGCUGGUGUGCUCAGUGCCCGGUGCUGAGGGCGAUACGAACUUUGACCAGCUCCAGGACGUGUUCCUGCUGUCCUCGCGGGAUCGCUGGACCCCGCUGCUCUAUGCUGUCUUCUCCACGACCAGCAGCAUCUUCCAGGGCUCCGCAUUGUGCGUGUACAGCAUGAAUGAUGUGCGCCGGGCCUUCCUGGGACCCUUUGCACACAAGGAGGGGCCCGUGCACCAGUGGGUGUCCUACCAGGGCCGUGUCCCCUACCCCCGACCUGGCAUGUGCCCCAGCAAGACCUUUGGCACCUUCAGUUCCACCAAGGACUUUCCUGAUGAUGUCAUCCAGUUUGCCCGGAACCACCCCCUCAUGUACAAUUCGGUCCUGCCUAUGGGGGGGCGCCCCCUCUUCCAACAAGUGGGUGCCGGGUACACCUUCACCCAGAUCACUGCGGACCGUGUAGCAGCUGUUGACGGAUACUACGACGUCCUCUUCAUUGGCACAGAUGCUGGCACCGUCCUGAAGGUGAUCUCCGUCCCCAAGGGUGGCCGGCCUAAUGCUGAGGGGCUGCUCCUGGAGGAGCUGCACAUGUUUGAGGACUCAGCUGCUGUCACCAGCAUGCAAAUCUCCUCCAAGAGGCACCAACUGUACGUAGCCUCUCGGAGCGGGGUGGCCCAGAUCCCGUUGCACCGCUGCGCUGCCCACGGCCGUGCCUGUGCCGAAUGCUGUCUGGCACGUGACCCUUACUGCGCCUGGGAUGGGGCCGCGUGCACGCGCUUCCAGCCCAGUGCCAAGAGGAGGUUCCGACGGCAGGAUGUAAGGAACGGUGACCCCAGCACACUGUGCACCGGGGACUCAUCCCAUCCUGCGCUGCUGGAGCGGAAGGUGUUCGGCGUGGAGGGAGGUAGCGCCUUCCUGGAGUGUGAGCCCCGCUCGCUGCAGGCGCGCGUGGAGUGGACCUUCCAGCGCGCGGGGGAGGCGGCCUACACUCAGGUGCCCUCAGAGGAGCGAGCCGAACGCACGAUGCGGGGCCUGCUGCUUCGCUGGUUGCGGCGUGGGGACUCAGGCCUGUACCUGUGCGCAGCCGUGGAGCAGGGCUUUUCGCAGCCAAUGCGUCGCCUGGCGCUGCACGUGCUGAGUGCUGCGCAGGCUGAAAGGCUGGCCCGGACCGAGGAGGCUGCUCCCGUUGCGCCGCCGGGCCCCAAGCUCUGGUACCGGGACUUCCUGCAGCUGGUGGAGCCGGGCGGCGGUGGUACGAACUCCCUGCGAAUGUGUCGUCCGCAGCCCGCGCCGCGCCCACCGCCUCCCGAGUCGCGGAGGAAGGGCCGCAACCGGAGGACACACGCCCCAGAACUGCGUGCUGAGCGGGGGCCGCGCAGCGCAGCGCACUGGUGACUCGGCCGUCCCCACACUGGGGACUGGGGAGGUGGCAGCAGCAGGGAGAGGGGGCGGUCAGACCCUGGGAAGCAGCUAGGGCCCCGGCACACAGCGGUUCCUGGUGGAGGGAAGACAACGACCCGACAGGCCCUGGCCAACAGGCAGCCAUGCCGGCUUAUUUAUUAACAGAGAAUAAUCCUUGAAUGCAACCCCGAUAGGGGCGGCCCAGGCUGCGCACAGGGUCCAGCUGGUCAGGAGGAGGCAGAGAAGCAGGGUCCCCGAGUAACGACCUGGGUGGGGGAGGUGCCCAGAAUGCCCACCCUGGGGGAAGGGCCACCUCUUUGGGCAGUGAGCAGAAAGCUGUGAACAGGCUGGGGGUGGGGGUGGGGGUGGGGCAGGCCGACUGUACUAAUGCAAUAAACAUGUUAUCAGCUGAAGCUGGAACGGCCCCAUCAGACAGCC
Molecule: messenger RNA, 2941 nt
Organism: Lipotes vexillifer (Yangtze River dolphin)
Lineage: Eukaryota; Metazoa; Chordata; Mammalia; Artiodactyla; Lipotidae
Gene: SEMA3B
Product: semaphorin 3B
Exons: 17
Coding region: 251-2497 (748 amino acids)
Biological process (GO): axon guidance; positive regulation of cell migration; semaphorin-plexin signaling pathway
Cellular component (GO): plasma membrane
Molecular function (GO): chemorepellent activity; semaphorin receptor binding
Source: RefSeq, a predicted model, not a curated record